Messenger RNA from Megalops cyprinoides (Indo-Pacific tarpon), 4827 nucleotides. RefSeq names its product glycogen synthase kinase-3 beta-like. The coding region runs from base 304 to 1626 and encodes 440 amino acids. The record is from RefSeq and is a predicted model, not a curated record. Lineage: Eukaryota; Metazoa; Chordata; Actinopteri; Elopiformes; Megalopidae. The transcript is spliced from 10 exons. Gene Ontology annotation, molecular function: ATP binding; protein serine/threonine kinase activity. Gene Ontology annotation, cellular component: axon; cytoplasm; cytosol. Gene Ontology annotation, biological process: negative regulation of canonical Wnt signaling pathway; negative regulation of TOR signaling; extrinsic apoptotic signaling pathway in absence of ligand.
CCAUCUUUCGUCCGACACACAAAUGCCAUUGCGGUUCUUGUAGUUGUUUUGGAUAAUCAAAGAUACGCCAGUCGUCUCAAAGAACUGCCACUUCGAACUUCGUUUCCCAGGAGGCAAUGCGAGCAGCCAGUGCGUCAGGUGUAGCUGCACAGACAAACGGAGAGGGGGACUCAACGAUAUGCCUUUAAUGCGGUCUCUAUUUUAACGAUUAUUUAGCUAAGUCGACGGAGACCCAGCCGACGCUCACCUGGCCCAUUCUUAGCGGACCCCAUCCCCCCCGCCCCGACACCCUCGCGCACAGACAUGAGCGGCAGCGGGCGGCCCAGGACCAGCUCGUUCGCCGAGCCACCGGGUGCUCCCGGACCCGCCGCAGCCGCUGCCGGAUCGGCCGCUGCGGGGGGGAGCGCUGCAGGGAAGUCCGGGGCUACGCAGGCCUCGGGGGGCAGCUCGUCCGGGUUCGGAAACUUGAAGCUAAGCAGAGACAGCGGGAAGGUGACGACAGUGGUGGCCACGCCGGGACAGGGUCCGGACCGCCCGCAGGAAGUGUCCUACACAGAUAUCAAGGUGAUCGGGAAUGGUUCGUUCGGCGUGGUCUACCAGGCGCGGCUCAUCGACAGCCAAGAGAUGGUCGCCAUCAAGAAGGUGCUGCAGGACAAGAGAUUCAAGAACCGCGAGCUGCAGAUCAUGCGCAAGCUGGAUCACUGCAACAUCGUCAGGCUGCGUUACUUUUUCUACUCCAGCGGCGAGAAGAAAGAUGAGGUAUAUCUCAACCUGGUGUUGGACUAUGUCCCAGAGACGGUGUACAGGGUGGCUCGGCACUUCAACAAGGCCAAGACCACCAUCCCUGUAAUCUAUGUGAAGGUGUAUAUGUACCAGCUGUUUCGCAGCCUGGCCUAUAUCCAUUCCCAGGGUGUCUGUCACAGAGACAUCAAGCCCCAGAACCUGCUGGUGGACCCUGAGACUGCCAUCCUCAAGCUGUGCGACUUCGGGAGCGCGAAGCAGCUGGUGCGGGGCGAGCCCAACGUGUCCUACAUCUGCUCCCGCUACUACCGCGCCCCCGAGCUCAUCUUCGGGGCCACCGACUACACCUCCAACAUCGACAUCUGGUCGGCGGGCUGCGUGCUGGCCGAGCUGCUGCUGGGACAGCCCAUCUUCCCUGGGGACAGCGGGGUGGACCAGCUGGUGGAGAUCAUCAAGGUUUUGGGGACCCCGACGAGGGAACAGAUCCGAGAGAUGAACCCCAACUACACAGAGUUCAAAUUCCCACAGAUCAAAGCACAUCCCUGGACAAAGGUGUUCAAGCCUCGCACCCCCCCUGAGGCCAUCGUGCUGUGCUCCCGGCUGCUGGAGUACACGCCCGUCAGGCGGCUCUCUCCGCUGGAGGCCUGCGCCCACGCCUUCUUCGACGAGCUCCGCCAACCCGGCGCCCGCCUGCCCAGCGGCCGAGAGCUGCCCCAGCUCUUCAACUUCAGCCCCGUGGAGCUGUCCAUCCAGCCCCAGUUGAACUCCACACUCAUUCCUCCUCACGUCCGUGCACAAGCGGCGCCCACCUCGCAUGAGGGCAGUGUGACUGACAGCCCGGCCCCGCCCAGCUCAGCACCCGGACCUCUCAGCAACAGCACCUGAACACCUGAACGCCGUUAGUUGUGCCCCCCCCCCCCCUUUACACACACUUCUGUUUGUCUGUCUCCCCAGCCAACCCCCUCCCCCCAAGCACACACUUCUGUUCUGUCUUCCCCUUCAGACUUCCUACUUCCUACUACCCUUCCACCUCCUCUCCUCAUUCCUCUUUUUUCAGUCCUUACUGGCUCCAAACUGCAGUAAGCACAUCACACACUCACACACACACACACACACACACACACACACACACUCUCACACUCUCACACUCUCACACUCUCACACACUCAUACACACACACUCAAAGCCCCCACCGCGAAACUCAGUUAAUUGAAAGUUGUAAUAUAAACCUUUAGUUCUGCAGUAGGGUAGAGGAGAGGGAGUUUUACCGUAUGGACAGUAACCUCGUUAGUCCAGUCCUCACGCGCACAUAAGGCUUCCCGGUCUGUGGAAGUCUCACUCUCGCCCAUUAUCAUACAGAGAUCCGUGAGGUGAGUUCAGCUCCGUGACUCGUCUGCUCGGGUCCUUCUGAAUCUCAGCAAUAUUCCUGAUCAUGGUGUUAGCAAAUGUAAGUUCUAAUAAGGGAAGGGGCAGGCAGUCUUUAUGAUGAGGUUGUUUUUUUUUUUUAAUUUUAUUUUCUUUUUUUUAAAAUAAAUGUUAAUUUAUUUUACUAUUUAGACUUUAUUUUUAUGAUAUCAGUGUUCCUGCAGUAUGUACCACAGGGUUACAGGCCUAAUUCUACAGUAAGCGUAGAAUUGUGCAGCUGUCAGGCCCCGCUCUUGUUCUGACACUGUGGCUCAGGGCAGCACAACAACACUGACACCUAGUGGUGGAUGUUGAUAAAAGUCUGAGUAUAUUUGCACAGACAGAUGGGUAGUGGGGAGUCAUUUUGAAUUAAUCCCAUGGCGGUUUUUCUCUGCCAUUUGAAAGACAUUUAUGAUAGUACUCUGUUCUGGGCCAGGAAGAGCUCUGUUUGCAUUUGGAGAAUGUUUUUUUUUGUUGUAUAACCAGUGUCCAGGCAUGUCACACCACAGGGUCGUUAAAAAAAGCGUUCGCCUUUUUGGCAUUCUCCAUACUUGUGUCUGUUUUAAAAUGGUCAGUUUACAAGCUAAAGCAGGGUGAUUUCCUUCCAGUUGUGAAUGGAGAAAAAAGGCUGAGGUUUUUAUACUUUUAUUAAAUUAUAUUUAAAAAGACAAAAUGACAACUGCUUUUUUCUUUUAUUUGUAAAUGUAUUUAUUUUUCUUGAAAGGACAUGGAAGAAGCUGUUUUCAAAUUUUAGGGAAAAUGGGCUGUGAAUUCUGUAUAGAUUUUAAGGGUCUGAAUGGGGGGGAACUGUUGUUGCUAACUGUUUUAGAAUACUGUUUGCAAUUCAAAAGUGUUGAUGCAGAAGUCUUAAUGUUAAUCAUUUUAGGAGGGACCUUAUAAAAAUGAGUCUGCGCACCCAUCGUGUGUAUGUGUGUGUGAUAUUUUUCCACAUACACACAGCAUAUAUAUGUAUAUGCUUCAGUAUCCAUAAAGAUAUUAUACAAAACCAAGAGUUCCUAGCAUUGCACGUAUUUAUCUAGGGAGAGAGGACAUUAAGAGAGUCGGGGAAGUGUAAAUUUCAUCUGUGUUUGACCAAGUUUGUUCAUUUAGGUCCAUAUUAGGACAACAUUUUGAGCCAAACUGACUCACUGAGGCUUGUGUAGGGCAAUCUGCUGACUGAACUAAUUGGAGAAGGAGGCUCUUUUACUGGGGUAUAUCUGACUGGUUUGGCAGGAUUCAUGUUCCCUAUUCUGGGUAGUGUAAAUGCUACCUCACACUUUCUCAUCCAGUCUUACUUUGUUUUUUUUUUUUUUAACCAGAUAAUGAUUGCACUCGCAUGCCCACAGUGUGUGCACUUACCGUGUGUGUAAGAGAGUGAGCAAAGGGAAUGAUUGUUGUAAAGUGACCCGUAUGUUUGUGGCCGUUUUCUCAAUACGCGCUGUAAUUGAUUGGCUGUCCUGUUAUGUGUACUCAGAAGCUUUGAUUGCUAAAAUUUCAGAUUCACUAUCCCUCACCACAGGUUUCUAGCAGUAGAAAAUAAAUGGUGGUCAUUUUUAACACCCACCUUAGCCCACCCUGCCCCUCCCCACUACUGCACACAUAGACACCUUAGCUGGACUCGAACUUUAAGGAAGCGCCUCUUUUUCUUUUUGGAGCCACUCUCUUCCCCUCCUUUCCCCUCGCCUCUCUUAUGGCUAACCUGUAAAUACUGACUACCGUUAUUUUGUUACAUCGUUUUCUCUCUCUUUCUCUCUUGCGUAGAAGAGCUGGUUUGUUCGUGACCAGACUCAAUGACUUCAGUCUCAGUCUGUAAAUAGUUUUAUUUCAAGCCCUGGGUCAAGGGGGCAUUUGUUUCUAAUCUCUCUCUCCCGCCAUUUCUCUCUGGCUGUCUGCCCUGCCUCCCCUUAAAUGUUGUUGCUUUUAUUUAUUAUUUGUGUUGGGUUAUUUUUUGGGGUGGAAGGGGGUCGAAAGUCAUUGACGUGCAGUGGCCGGUUUAGCAUGUCGGAACAUUUGUCUUUAGAUUUGAUAUAUCCAGUCAGACACCAUACACUGAUCAAGGAGCCAUAAUAUGUUGAACCAGUUUAAUGUGAAACGGAUAACCCCGUGGCUGAAGGGUUACAGCAGUGAUGUUCGUGUACGAAAUGAAUAUUACUGAACAAGCCUGAGCCUUCAUGGACGAUAUGCUGAACUGCUGUAUUUCAAAGCGUGGGCAUGGACGUAUGAGACAUGCUUAGUGUUGCACACCCCCCGCCUCCUCCCCCUCCCCCCAUACCCUCCCCUCACCCCUCUCACCUGAGUCAGUGUUUUUGAAAGCUUGAGGAGUGUGCGAGUGUUGCUGUGACAGCCUGUACCUGCUGCUUGUGCGUGAGUGUGUGUGUUUGCAUGACACGAGUGUGUCUGUCACUAAUGUGUAUGGAUGGGAGCGCGAUCCCUGACAGUCUUCAUGUCCCCCCCCUUUCGUUCCAGCUGUUCCCAACCCUAAUGAAGAAAUGACUGUAAAUGUUUUAAGUGUUUAUUUUAAAUGGGUUGGUUUUUAAUUUGUGUUCCCAUUCAGACAGCCUGCCCUGGGUAGAUGUUGGCGGGAGGGAGAGACUGUGUUUGUUGGUGUAAAAUAAAACUCAAUAAAGUGAUGAAACUCAGCAAUUUAUGUCAGUGGGUUCUGAUUUUGUGAAACGUAGCCAG